Molecule: messenger RNA, 2343 nt
Organism: Phyllostomus hastatus (greater spear-nosed bat)
Lineage: Eukaryota; Metazoa; Chordata; Mammalia; Chiroptera; Phyllostomidae
Gene: TADA3
Product: transcriptional adaptor 3
Exons: 9
Coding region: 650-1948 (432 amino acids)
Biological process (GO): regulation of transcription by RNA polymerase II
Cellular component (GO): SAGA complex
Molecular function (GO): transcription coactivator activity
Source: RefSeq, a predicted model, not a curated record
UUUUUUCCCCCAUAGUUAUGCAAUGGUGCAGCCCGGUCGCAGGUUGGGCACCAUAUUUGGACAAGACGAGGCGGAGGAGACCUUCGUUACUUCCGGUUCUGCGCCCCCUUCCUUUCUCCGGGCCCCUCCUACCGCCAGCCCCUGGGGCUCGGCGGGACUACCCGCCUGACCGAAAACCCGGCUGCUUAGCCCCGCCUUCCAUCCCCGGCAGUUGCCUCGGGUACACCCGAGGCAUAUACCCCUCACCCCACCUGCAGUGGGCUAGCUGCCGGCCAGCAAACCCUCCCCGGCAAGCCACUGUGGGCUCGUCCUUGCGUUUCUCCGCCCCCGCGUCAACUGCAGGGGGCCCGCUCAUAGUCAGUUCCGGGUGGUUGAUCCACCAACCGGAACUCCCCGCCCCCUCUCGCGGCCCGGGGGCCGUAGAUGGUCGGAGUGUGGAAGCAGAGGGGGCGGGGGCCGCGUUAGGGGGUCCCAAGAGGACGGGGACGCUGAAGGCGGGGCAUUGGGCGACCCAAGGGUGGGACCAACCAUUGAGCAGUCCCACUUCUUCUGUGCCAGGCACUGAACUGGGCUCUUGACGAGCAUCAUCUCUUAAUCCUCAGAACAUCCCGGGGAGCUCCACAGUAUCCAGUGUCCUGUGUCCUGGGCCAUGAGUGAGCUGAAGGACUGCCCCUUGCAGUUCCACGACUUCAAGUCUGUGGACCACCUGAAAGUUUGUCCACGUUACACGGCGGUGCUGGCCCGCUCUGAGGAUGACGGCAUCGGCAUCGAGGAGCUGGACACUCUUCAGCUGGAGCUUGAGACCCUGCUUUCCUCUGCCAGUCGGCGCCUGCGAGUGUUGGAGGCUGAAACCCAGAUCCUCACUGACUGGCAGGAUAAGAAAGGUGACCGACGAUUCCUGAAGCUGGGUCGAGACCAUGAGCUUGGAGCUCCCCCCAAACAUGGGAAGCCCAAGAAGCAAAAAUUGGAAGGGAAGGCAGGACAUGGACCGGGCCCUGGCCCUGGGCGACCCAAAUCCAAAAAUCUUCAGCCCAAGAUCCAGGAAUAUGAAUUCACUGAUGACCCAAUUGAUGUGCCGCGGAUCCCCAAGAAUGAUGCCCCCAACAGGUUCUGGGCUUCAGUGGAGCCCUACUGUGCUGAUAUCACCAGUGAGGAGGUGCGCACACUAGAGGAGCUACUGAAACCCCCAGAAGAUGAGGCUGAACAUUACAAGAUCCCGCCCUUGGGAAAGCACUACUCCCAGCGCUGGGCACAGGAGGACCUGCUAGAGGAGCAGAAGGAUGGAGCCCGGGCAGCAGCUGUGGCAGACAAAAAGAAAGGCCUCAUGGGGCCACUGACCGAACUGGACACUAAAGAUGUGGAUGCCCUGCUGAAGAAAUCCGAGGCCCAGCACGAGCAGCCGGAAGAUGGGUGCCCGUUUGGUGCCCUGACUCAGCGCCUCCUACAGGCCUUGGUGGAGGAAAAUAUUAUUUCCCCUAUGGAGGACUCUCCUAUUCCCGACAUCUCUGGGAAAGAAUCAGGGGCUGAUGGGGCAAGCACUUCUCCUCGAAACCAGAACAAGCCCUUCAGUGUGCCACAUACCAAGUCCUUGGAGAGCCGCAUCAAGGAGGAGCUGAUCGCCCAGGGCCUGCUGGAGUCUGAGGACCGCCCUGCAGAGGACUCAGAGGACGAGGUCCUUGCUGAGCUGCGCAAGCGGCAGGCUGAGCUGAAGGCACUCAGUGCCCACAACCGCACCAAGAAGCACGAUCUGCUGAGGCUGGCAAAGGAGGAGGUGAGCCGGCAGGAGCUGAGGCAGCGGGUCCGCAUGGCAGACAACGAGGUCAUGGAUGCCUUCCGCAAGAUCAUGGCUGCCCGGCAAAAGAAGCGGACGCCCACCAAGAAGGAGAAAGACCAGGCCUGGAAGACUCUGAAGGAGCGGGAGAGCAUCCUAAAGCUGCUGGAUGGGUAGCCCUCACCCCUGCCUCAGACUGUCUUCCCCUGGCCUGAGGAAGGAUGGGGCGGGAGGCCUACUUCCUUCUUUGGGCUGCUGGAAGCCUCAGCCUGUGGCUGACUGUCAAAUGUCAUACGGCAACAGUCUCUAGAGGGCUGUGGCCUUUCACCGAAGUCUUUUGGCCUAGCUUUGUACAGCAAGGAUACCAGAGGCCCUGUUGGGCUGACCUGGGGCCCAGUCUCUGCUUGGUCCCCAAGAUGAGGGAGACAGCAUUUCUGGGCUUUCCUCUUUCCCUCUUUACCAUCAUCCACUCCCCUACACCUACCCCUCACUCCCUCAAGGACUUCUCCUUUGUGGUUUUGUAAAGUGCAAAUUUAAAGAGUAAAGUGACUGCUGUGGUUUUUUAAAAAGCA